AUGGAUGCGGAUGGCUUCACCCCACUGAUAUCGGCCGUCCGGGAAGGCUUCUGCCUCAAGGCUGUAAACCACAUUGUCCGAAACAGCGGCGAAGAAAUUGUCAACCAAGCAGAUCUGUCAUGGGACGAGUCACCUAUUAGCUGGGCAUGUGAGCGCGGGCAAGCAGAAACAGUCAAAAUCUUGCUGGAUGCCCCGAAUGUACACCCGAAUCGACGGGCGACCGGGUAUCGAAACCGUACGCCGUUGCAGAUUGCCCUCGUCUAUGAUAGAGUGGCGGUUAUCGAAAUCCUGCUCGACAGUCCCCGUGUCGUGCCUAGCUGGGAUAUUGCUGACGAAGACGGACGCAAACCACUUCAAUAUGCCCUUGAGUACUGCAGUGAAGAGUGCAUCAGGGCGUUGCUGCUACAUUCUCAAACAAGCGCCGCGAUCCGAAUUGAUGCUCUGAAGAUUAUGGCAGGAAUGGGCAACCAUGAGCAUAUCGACAUCAUCAAGAGCAUUCUAGAGUCCGUUGAAGAACAGAGCUUACCAACCUCGGAGCUCGACGACCUGAUCCAUCGGUUCCCCACACUCGACUCAAACAAAACAGUCUUCGAUGCGUGGAUGCGGCGGGUCAAAGACCCGAAAAGAUGGAACGAAGUACCCCAUGUGCUUCACACCUUGGCUCUGAGUGGUGACGGUGACACGAUAUUACGCCUCCUCAAACUGGGUGCAAACAUUUAUGAGCCGGACGACGACAAUUGGACGUGCAUCGACGUUGCGAAGAGGAAUGGCAACCCGAAACUCAAGGAUGUCUUGAUGAAGCACAUCCCGAAACCCCCGCCCGAAAAACUACCGUAUCUACGACCUUCGUCAUUUGCUAAUCCAUUCGACGAAGCCAAUGUCACCCUAGCAGAUUUUUUUAAAAACAACGUAGCUAAUUCUUUCUUAGAAAUCAAUGUUAAUUUCCAAGAGACCAAAUUCGACAGGAUAUGCGUGCGCACGCAACAAAGCAUUCCACCUGAUGACGAAUACUUCUAUUUUGAAGUCCAUAUACUUGCUCACCCCAACGGAAGUUAUUUUGCUGUCGGGUACACCCAGGUACAAGUAGCUGCCAACGACUAUCCGGGCAUGGUCGAGGGGUCCUGGGCAUAUCAUGGGGAUGACGGAGGCCUCUUUGUCCAGGCCCUUGGUCAAGGAUCAUCAUUUUCAGAAAAGUCUGACGGGGAAAAAUAUCAUACAGACAGCGUAGUGGGAUGCGGAUUGAAUAUGAAGACGGGGAAAGGCUACCGCACACUCAAUGGCAAACGGCUGGACUCUUGGGACGCAUUUGACGAGCACGUGUUCAAGAAGGGCAAGAUCUAUCCUUGUGUGGGCUUUCCUACCGACAGUGAGGGGAAUGGUCUCCAUGUGAGGGUCGUCCUCCGAAAAUCCCAAGACCACCCUUUUUUGUAUGGAGGGCCGUAUAUCUAGAGCUUCUGUGUGUUCUCAACAACUCCAAAUCUUUCGUACCCACCCCACGUCAAUGAGGAUAGGCUGCCUGGUGACAGCCACAGAGUUGGCCAGAGAUCCGGAACCGAGUAAGUCUUCGAAUACGCCACUGCUAGCGAAUUAUCUGCUGACUCUUAAGUAGAC
Molecule: messenger RNA, 1611 nt
Organism: Trematosphaeria pertusa
Lineage: Eukaryota; Fungi; Ascomycota; Dothideomycetes; Pleosporales; Trematosphaeriaceae
Product: ankyrin
Exons: 4
Coding region: 1-1449 (482 amino acids)
Molecular function (GO): protein binding
Source: RefSeq, a predicted model, not a curated record